AUGUCAUCCAAAUCCCCAAUCGCCGUAAAGCCAACGGCCACAACCGCUACUGUCAACACCCCUGCCGCCACUUCAUCCACCAAAUUCAACCUCCCCACAAUCGGCAGCAACACCGGGGGAGCCAGCGGCAGCCCCCAGUUCAACCUCCCCACCGGCGCCGGCGGCUUUAACUACCCUGCGACCCCCACAGGAACCGACCCCAACUCGCCCAACUACCUCGCCGGUCAGGCUAACGGUGCUGGCAACUCUUCCAACUCAUCGUCAUCGAAUGUUCCUAUUAUCGUUGGUAUCACUGUUGCUGGAGUUGCAGUCUUGGCCAUUGCGGGUUUGUUGGUUCAGCGGUACAAGUCUCGCUCGAGGACCAACACCAUCAACUCGCACCAGACCCGGUCCCGCAACAAUCAAAACCCUGCUGCCGGUGGCAAUGAUGGCGCUCCGGGAAGUGGAUACAUGAGCGGAGAGGAGGAGCGUGGGGAUAGGUCCAAACUCGCCAAAUCGUUCACGAUCCGCAAACCCGCAAGCAUCUACCUUGACGACGACCAAGAUUUGGACCAGACAGGACACCCACGUUACAAGUCUGCAUCCGAUGCCCAGAACCACCCCUAUUACAGCAGCCACCGGACUCCCGGACUGGUCGAGUACGAGCUUUCGGAUACCAGUGGACAAAAAUACGGCCCCAGCAGUGUGGCCGAACGCAAACGUUAUGUUGAACAACAACAACGUAAAGUCAUGGACGAGUAUGAGAUGUUUAACCCCCACAGUGACCUUCCUCCUCAAUCCCCCUACCCGGCUUCGUUGAACUCUGCACCCUCUUAUACCUCUCGCCCUUUGUCGCCCCAUGUUCACCAUGGUGCGACUAGCCCUACGCCCAUGAUGACCCCCUCGAUGGGCGGUCGUAGCCCAAGAGUCAACCACCCCACACACCAGCCUUUUGGACGAAACAUGGACCAGAUGGACAACGACUACAAAUACUAG
Molecule: messenger RNA, 975 nt
Organism: Linnemannia hyalina
Lineage: Eukaryota; Fungi; Mortierellomycota; Mortierellomycetes; Mortierellales; Mortierellaceae
Source: the annotation of a GenBank genome assembly